AUGUCGUCAAUCGGCCAGAGUGGUGGCGCUGACCCGCGACUUCUCGGCCGCGAAGCCUUUGAUGUCCGCCAAUUGCAUGAGGACUUGAAAACAACGGAGGAGGGGCCAGCCGAACAGAAGGUGGAUGAGGUCGUGCAGACAGCUCCCGCAAGAUUCCGCAGUGUGGUGGGCGGCGCCUGGCAGAGGGUGCGGGGCAUUUUCCGCCGUAGCAGCAGCAGCAGUGGCACAGCACAAGCAGAAGAAGAAGCAAAGAGCGGCAGCGGCAUAGCAGAUGCAGCAGAAGAAGAGCCCGAAGCGGAAUCUAUCGGAGAUUACACGGCUUCGGCCGUGAAUCCGGAGAGCUACCCGGCCUCCCUUCCGGGUGAUUUCAGGAUCCUGCCUGCCAGUGCGUGGCAGAGUCUCCAUGCUCGCUUCGAGCAGGAGACAAGGGAGUCCAGCACCGAAGUUGCAGCCACAGCUCCUGCCGACGCACCCCCGAGCCCCACGAGUCAUCAUGCGGAGGGUGCAGAUGCAGCAGACCUCGAGAAAUUCGCGCAAACGGACAUCCCUACGACCCCCAGCCAAGCACGCGCAGAAGAUUUCAUUCCCGCAAAGCCCCGACCGCCGGCAUUGACCGAAGCAUCACCGUCGCCGGAGAGCGACUGGUGGCUAACCUUGUGCAUGGCCGUGCAGCAAAACAUUUGUUGCGGCCGGGCCGAUGAGCUUCUGCUCCUCUUGGGGUCCAGGGAUGGAGUUUCCGAUCCGGCUCUGGCUCUUGGGUGCUUGCUUGAGGCCUACGGCAAUAUCACUUAUGGACGCAGGAGGCCCAGUGAAAUUAACCCGGUGAAGCGCCAUGUGCUUCGUUCUGCACCGAAGGAUGACAUGUGUGGCACCCGUGCUUCGGGAGAGGUUCGAAUGUCGUCAAUCGGCCAGAGUGGUGGCGCUGACCCGCGACUUCUCGGCCGCGAAGCCUUUGAUGUCCGCCAAUUGCAUGAGGACUUGAAAACAACGGAGGAGGGGCCAGCCGAACAGAAGGUGGAUGAGGUCGUGCAGACAGCUCCCGCAAGAAUCCGCAGUGUGGUGGGCGGCGCCUGGCAGAGGGUGCGGGGCAUUUUCCGCCGCAGCAGCAGCAGCAGUGGCACAGCACAAGCAGAAGAAGAAGCAAAGAGCGGCAGCGGCAGAGCAGAUGCAGCAGAAGAAGAGCCCGAAGCGCAAUCUAUCGGAGAUUACACGGCUUCGGCCGUGAAUCCGGAGAGCUACCCGGCCUCCCUUCCGGGUGAUUUCAGGAUCCUGCCUGCCAGUGCGUGGCAGAGUCUCCAUGCUCGCUUCGAGCAGGAGACAAGGGAGUCCAGCACCGAAGUUGCAGCCACAGCUCCUGCCGACGCACCCCCGAGCCCCACGAGUCAUCAUGCGGAGGGUGCAGAUGCAGCAGACCUCGAGAAAUUCGCGCAAACGGACAUCCCUACGACCCCCAGCCAAGCACGCGCAGAAGAUUUCAUUCCCGCAAAGCCCCGACCGCCGGCAUUGACCGAAGCAUCACCGUCGCCGGAGAGCGACUGGUGGCUAACCUUGUGCAUGGCCGUGCAGCAAAACAUUUGUUGCGGCCGGGUGCGCUGA
Symbiodinium sp. CCMP2592 is the source of this 1596-nucleotide messenger RNA. NCBI's taxonomy places the organism in Eukaryota, Dinophyceae, Suessiales, Symbiodiniaceae. The record is from the annotation of a GenBank genome assembly.